GAGGCUGGUAUAAAGCUCUGAGCUGCUAGCUCUCACCCAGAACCACUUUGAGCAUUUGUCAAGCACUAGCAUGCCCUAAAGGAUCAGCCUGCAGCAUAGCCGUCUAUUUAUAGAACUCACUCAGCCCAGAGAGGACAAAGAGCCAAGCACUUUUCACUUGUGGACAUUCACAAACCGACCAGCGAAAGAGGAGCAAACCGACCCACUUUACACCAUGGACGUUCAGAGAUCAGGCUCCAUCGUGAGGCCUCCCAGCCCCAUGGACAGUCUGGAGAAGCAGCUGAGCUGCCCCAUCUGCCUGGACAUGUUCACCAAACCUGUGGUCAUCCUGCCCUGCCAACACAACCUGUGCCGAAGUUGCGCCAGCGACCUGUACGACUCCCGAAACCCCUACCGCUUCUCCGGAGGAGUCUUCAGAUGCCCUACCUGCCGUUUCGAGGUGGUGCUGGACAGACACGGAGUGCACGGCCUUCAGAGAAACCUUCUGGUGGAAAAUAUCAUCGACAUCUACAAACAGCAGCAGGAAGGCAAUGGCAGCGGAAACACAGAAACCAACCUGAAGCCCAAAGAGUCUAAAGAGGUGAUGUGUCAAGAGCAUGAAGACGAAAAGAUCAACAUCUACUGCGUGACCUGCCAGGUACCCACUUGCUCCAUGUGUAAGGUGUUUGGGCAGCAUAAGGACUGUGAGGUGGCCCCCUUAGCUUCCAUCUACCAGACCCAGAAGGGAGAGCUGAGCAACGCCAUCGACACACUGGUGGCCAGUAAUGCACGCCUGCAGGCCCUACUGAACCAGAUGGACGAGGCGUGUCGCGUAGUGCAGGACAACGCCCAACGCGCCAAACAGAGCCUGGCAGAACGCUUUGACCUUCUGUACGCUGUUCUGGAGGACAGGAAGGCCGUGCUGCUGGAGCAGAUCAGUAAAGAGCAAGACGAGAAAGUGUCUGCGCUGAGGGCUCUGGCCCAGAGGUACGGAGAGAGGCUACAGGCCAGUACUGAGCUGACCGACUCCGCUGUGAGGGCUCUGGAGCAGAGCAGUGCUGCAGAGUUCCUGGUGGCCUCCAAGAAGCUCAUUUCACAGACCAAAGACACAGCCAAGAGCUCCCUGGGAGAGGACAGGCCCGAGCCCGGCUUUGAGAAGAUGGACCACUUCACCCUCUCUACAGAACGUGUGGAGGCUGUGCUGGCCAGGAUGGACUUUGGAGCUGAGGAUGACGAGUUUGAGGAUGCAGAGGAAGAGGAAGAGGAGGAGUAAUGAAAAAGAGCAAUGAAAAACUUGAAUUAUAGAGAUGGACUUAAGUUAUGGACAAUAUUUGAAUGUUUAUUUGAAGGUUUGUUACAGAAGUGUUUAUGGCAGGGACAUUUUGCAUUUGAGGAAUAAUCAAGUUCCAGAGGAUUCGAGCCACUGGAUCGUGCUCCCUCUGUUAGUGCAAUAUUUAAGUUAAGUGUUAUAGUCUGACACUUUCUUAAUUUUUUAUACUUUUGUACUUGUGUCAAAGCUGCUGUGUGAUAAAGAUAGGGCUAGCUAAAUGUUUGCAAUAAAUGUCUGCACAUGUUUAUAUGUGGACCUCCAAAGGAGGCUGCAUUUUUCACUGUUGAUUGUAGUUUUUUUUAUGAAAUUGAAACUGUCAUGAACGAGGAAUAAAGACGCAUUAAAAGGUAA
Periophthalmus magnuspinnatus is the source of this 1660-nucleotide messenger RNA. RefSeq names its product tripartite motif containing 63b (gene trim63b). The transcript has a single exon. The coding region runs from base 215 to 1252 and encodes 345 amino acids. NCBI's taxonomy places the organism in Eukaryota, Metazoa, Chordata, Actinopteri, Gobiiformes, Gobiidae. The record is from RefSeq and is a predicted model, not a curated record. Gene Ontology annotation, molecular function: zinc ion binding.